AUGACAGAGCCAGAAGGUAGUGCAGCAGGAUCGAGCUGGCUCCCAUGUCGGUCUCAGUCCCAACAACACCAACAACGACAACAAAAGGGUUUUGUUUCUUUGGCUUCAAAUGACAGGAAGGAAUCAGAAUUCAGAACUGGAAAGGCACUCAUCAUCAUGGUUGAGUCAGUAAGGUCAAAUAUGAGAGUUCCUAACUUCCUUUCAGUGUGCUGGUUUGGUUGCCCGGUUGGUGAAGUGGUCAUGUGUGCAGGCCUGCAGGGCAUUCAUGCCUGGAUAGUUGUCAUCGGACAUCAUGCACUCAUGCAUGUAGGUGUGUCACUGUCAGGCUGUCAGCAACCACAGUCACACAUGUCUUCCUGUUUAGAAGCUGGUACAGUCUACAGUUCGUCAGUAGAGACGGGGUUGCCGGAGCUGAAGAAGAAGCAGCAGCUGGUGCACAGUACGCGAGUGGAAGAUCGUCACGGGCACCAGCACCAGCAGCACCAAGACGGCAGCAAGGUCUGGGUCCUGGGCCUAUCCGGCGCCGGGAUCGCCGCCCUGCCGCUGCAGCAGCUCAAGCCCGUCAAGACCGGCCGCCGACGGCACGCCGCCACCGCCGCCACCGAGGAGGAGGGAGAGGAAGAGCCCGUGACGCCGAGAGGGGAAGGGUGGAGGAUACCAACGGAGGCGGCGACGUGCCCACCCGCGCCCAAGAAGCCCAGGACGGCGGUGUCCAUCAUCAGAGGCACUGCCGCCGCCGCCGGUCGCCGGUGCAACUACAACGGCGGCGAGGUGCUCGACGAGUUCUUCCGUGUGCCGGCGGAUUUGGAGGCCGUCUUCGUCGCCCGCGCAGCCAAGGCGAACUAG
Molecule: messenger RNA, 846 nt
Organism: Miscanthus lutarioriparius
Lineage: Eukaryota; Viridiplantae; Streptophyta; Magnoliopsida; Poales; Poaceae
Source: the annotation of a GenBank genome assembly